Messenger RNA from Nerophis ophidion (straightnose pipefish), 1460 nucleotides. Its product is annotated as complement factor H-like. The transcript is spliced from 11 exons. NCBI's taxonomy places the organism in Eukaryota, Metazoa, Chordata, Actinopteri, Syngnathiformes, Syngnathidae. The record is from RefSeq and is a predicted model, not a curated record. Bases 192 to 1361 code for a protein of 389 amino acids.
UGGUCACAUCCUGAGUAAGAGUGUCCUUAUUUGCACUUUUGCAACACGGUUCUUCAGAGCAAACAUCCAAUGGAGACAUGUUUGUUUUCUGACUUGGCGAGGGGUGGCACUGGACAAUUAUUAACUGCUCCUCAUCUCAUCUCACAGCAUUUGUUGGGAUUUUGUCAGAAAAUUGGACAAUUCCUGUCAAAAUGUCUAUGAGGUGUCUAGUAAUCGUCCUCCUGUCCUUCCCCCAAGCCUUCCACGUCUUAGCCCAAAGUACGGCAGAGUCCUGUCCUGCUCCCAGACUGGAUGGAGGGUUUUUUGUGCCGGAGCAAGGAACCUACUCGCAUGGAAGCGCCCUGGCCUAUGCUUGCAACCCCGGGUGGAAACCAGCGGUGGAGGGUUGGUGGGCCACCACUGUAUGCCUGAACGGGUCAUGGUCUCAUAUGCCACAAUGUAUUGGUGAGAGCAGCUGCCUGCCGCCAGAUGUCCCCAACGCCAAGUACACGGAGAGUCCUCCAGGCUGGUACCAGGAAGGCCGGCUGAUCCGGGUCAAGUGUGACCAGGGCUACCAACACGCCACCUGGGAGGCCACAGCCACAUGUGCAAAUGGAACCUGGUCCUCCCUGCCCGUUUGUCAGCGAAGUAAGACCUCUUGUGAUGAGCCGCCUCGGAUGUUCCACGCUGUCAUCGUCCUUCACAAGUACCAGCAGGUGUUUGAAGCCGACUCCGAGGUGCACUUUGAUUGUGAGGAGGGCUACAGAGUCCAAGGGGACGACACCCGCAAGUCCAUCUUUUGUGUUGCCGGGGGAUGGACUUUGGCGCCCAACUGCACAAGAACACAAACAGUUGGGCAUGAUGGCGACAUGUCGGGUAGCGUGACAAAACCUGCUGGUGAUACAAUUCCAGAGCGAGGAAAGGGGCGAGGCUCUCCUGCUGGGGGUUCCAGGAUCACUGACACAGGAUCUGCAACAACUUCUGGACGAGGCAGUGGCACACCUCAGACGGUCCCAGUGGACAACUGCGGAGUGGUCCCACGCCUCCCCAACGGUGAGGUGGUGAGAAAGCGUGCCAUGUCCCUGAAGUACGCCUGCAACUCUUUCUACAAGCGGGUGGGUCCUGAGAUGGUGGUGUGCUACCAGGACGGCACCUGGUCCAAAGUUCCCACCUGCAAAGAAGCCUUCUGUGAGGUGGACCUGGACCAGUAUGCAAACUACAACAUUCGAGAAUCUGGGACCAUAAUCCUCAAGGAGCGAGAGAGCAGGGAUGUUGCGUGUCUGUGGAGAUCCUACACCAGCCGGAUUGUGUGCACCCAGGGGAGAGUUAGUGUCAGCAAGUGUUGCCACUACUGGGACCACUACACCCAAAGCUGCAACUAGCGGGCGAGCGUCCCUGGGAGAAAGACAACAUCUUCUCAUGCUUGGAGGCGUGUCAUGUGACCUGUCAUGUGACAUCAUUAAAUUUCAGAAGAAAAUGAA